AUGAAGUUUCGACAAACUUCAAACUUCAAAGUUGAAACCAUGUCUGGAAAAAGAAGCAAUGACAGUAAAUCAAGUGGAAGUAAGGCAAGCGAAAGUAAACAAAGCGGAAAUAAGCCAAGCAGAAGUAAACCAAGCGAAAAUAAGCCAAGCAGAAGUGAACCAAGCAGAAGUGAACCAAGCAGAAGUAAACCGAGCAUAAGUAAACAGAGCGGAAGUAAGCCUAACAUAAGUAAACCGAACGGAAGUAAACCGAACGGAAGUAAACCGAACGGAAGUAAACCGGACAGAAGUAAGCCAAACGAAAUUAAACUGAGCAGAAGUAACCCAAACGGAAGUAAACCGAGCGGAAGUAAGCCAAGCAAAAGUAAACCAACCGGAAGUAAUUUGAGCGGAAGUAAUUUGGGCGGAAGUAAGCCUAACAGAAGUAAAUCGAGCGAAAGUAAGCCAAAUGGAAGUAAACCGAAGCCAAAUAAGGAUGAUGCAUAUGGAUAUGUUAGGGCUGUGAAGGAUACAUUUCAUAACGACCGUGGAAAAUAUAAUGAGUUCCUUGCGAUUAUGAGUAAUUUUAAAGCUCGAAGGUAUGUAUAUACAUAA
Molecule: messenger RNA, 594 nt
Organism: Thlaspi arvense
Lineage: Eukaryota; Viridiplantae; Streptophyta; Magnoliopsida; Brassicales; Brassicaceae
Source: the annotation of a GenBank genome assembly